UACUUUGGUUUUGCAAAAGCAAGAAAAACUGACGUAAACAAACUGAGAUGGCGAAUCAUCAUGCCGAUCUGUUUAAAUGGAAAAGAAAAACAAAUCCAAUGGAAAUGGGAAGAAAAGGAAAGAAAGAUAAAAUGAAGGACUGGAUAAAAAAAGUUCAAGAUGCUUCUGAACGUGCUGCACUUGAGGCAUAUGGUUCAGAUAUUUUCGAAACAGAUCAUUUAGGAGAAUUUGUUCCAGAUGAUGAAGCCUUGUAUGAAGCACAGGAGUUAUUAGAUGGGUGGUUGCAAGAGAAAACGUUUCCAAAUAUGCAGCAUGAGUUAGAACACAAAAAGGAAAGUUGGUCGUCUAAUAAAAGAUUAAUGUUGGAUGCUGACACAUAUUUACAUGGUGGUAACAAAAACAAAGUAGACUACCUGACAGAUUUUCGAAACACUUUCUUAGAUAUAGACACAAAUCAUGAAGAAGAAGAAGAAAUCCCAAAACCAAUUUUUUUUCCUGAGGCUGCUUCAGCUGCACAAGAUUAUACCAACUACUUAUUGGAAGUUGAAAAUAUAGAUAACGAUGAUAUUGAUGACAGCUUAGUAGUCCAAGAAGUUCUACGAGGGAUGAUGAAUAAAGAGGUUGUAAAAAACAUCGACCUUGGGAUGAAGCCACUUGUAAGAAGGUUAAAAGAUCCAGUACCAAAGAUGAAUUUAAGACAUCAACAGGUGAAAAUAAAAGGUGCUGAAAGAAAAAGUAAAGUUGCUGCAAAAAAGUUAGAACUAUCCACUCAAAAAGAAAUAGAGCAAAAAGCCAGGGCUAAAGUAGCAGAAGAAGAAAAACAAAAGAAACUAAAAGAGAAAGCGGAAGAAAAAGCAAUUAAGUUAGAAAUGGUUAGGAUAAGAAAAGAACUGGAAGAUGAGAAAAGGAAACGAUUUGAAGAAUCUGAACGAAAAAAGAAGAUUCUUGAUGAAGCUAAACUUCAGAUGCAGAAAGAAUUACGUAGAAAGAAAGAACACAGAAAAACCGAAAGUGUAAGGAGAAAAGAAGCUGAAGAACAGAUGCGUUUGCAUGUAGAGUAUGAAGCUGAGAAAAAGUCACUCGAAGAGCUUAAACAAAAUAUGCAAAUAUUACACAAGCACUUUUCUUUGUGGUAUAAUCUGGUUCUCGAAACAAGAAUAAAAGUGGGAAAGGCACGUGCUGUUGCAGAUUGGAAGUGUAAACUUAAAGCUUGGAACGCAUGGAAGGCUUAUGUUACUUGUGUGCGUUCUUGCGAGGAGGCAAGAACUAUUGAACAAAGCUUAAAAGAAAAAUACAGGAAAGAACAAAUGGCUAUUAAAUACAGCAAUAAAAAACUGCUUCAUACUUGUUUUAUAUCAUGGUUAAAAUAUGCACGCUAUCAAGUUGAGAAAAAAAUUCUACUUGCUGAACAUGAAAAGAAAGCAAAGAAGAUGGCCAUGUUUCUUGAAGCAGCUUCGAAAGGAUUACUGUGGAAAGACAAGAAAGAAUGUAAUGCUUCAUCAGAUGAAAAAAUUGUUCUUACCAACGAAAAGGUAAAUGACCAGCAGCUUUAUCAGACACAUCUCCGUAACAAGACACAAAAAAUACCAACAGGUAAAUCUCAUUUCCAAAAACACAAAGAAAAGAGAAAUGAAGAAGUGCACCAACAUAAUAAAAUGCCAUGUAAAGAUGUUGAAAAUAUCACGAGACAGAAUUCUGUAUAUACUAAGAAGACCAAGUCUGUGGUGACUGAGAAUUACAUGAUACAACAUAACAUAGCAAACCCUUUUUCUGCACCACUGAUCAAACAUUCUAUUGGUGCAAAGAAUGAUGUCUUACAUGAUGCGAACCCCACCAGAAGUGACCCAGCAGAGUCAGUUGUAACAGUUCCCAUUAAGCACUUUCAAGUCCGAUCACAGAAACAAACAACAAAACCUUUACAUUUAGCUAUGGAGGAACGUGAAAGUCAAAGAAGGGAAAGAAAAGCACAGCUGGAAGAACAGAAAAGAAAAAAAGAAGAAGAAAAAUUAAAUGUAUUACGCAAACGUGAAGAGGAGAGAUUACGAAAGGAGGAGUUAGAGAAGGAAGAAAGAAUAAAGCAACGGAAAGAGCAACGCAGGUUGGAAAUACAGGUGAGAUGUUGUUUUGUUGAGGAGCAACGCAGGUUGGAAAUACAGAAAGAAAAAGAAAAGCAGUUAAGACAAGAACAAGCUCGCAUCAAAACAAAUCUCGCAACCACUCAUUACCAGAACUUUUUGUUGCGAAAAUAUGGCUUGGAACCACUAACGCGAUUAAUUCAAGUAGUACAGUUAAAUUUAGAAAUAAGUAAUAAAUACUGCAGCGGAAGGUUACUUAAAAUAGUAUUCGUGUCAUGGUACACAAACACAAAAGAAGAUGUGACUGAAAAGAAAAAUAAGGCCGACCAUUGUUACGAGAAGAUCUUGUUAAGAAGAAGUUUAAGGUCAUGGCAAAAGGUAAGAUUCAACCUGCAAAUGUUGAACAAGAUAGCAAGAAAACAUAAUAUCCAACGGAUAAAAAAACAUGCUUUUAAUGCAUGGCAAGAUUAUGUGACAGAUGAACGUAUUUUAAUGUGGGCGAAAGAAAGUUCAGCAGAUGAACAUAAUCAAGCACGUAUAACAAAGCUGUAUUUCCAUACAUUGGUUAAUUUUGUAAGCUUGGUAAAAGAAGAACGUGUAAGAGAGAAGCGUAAAAAUGAUUUGCGAAAAAAAGUGCAACAAUGGUUACCUGAUUUUCAAGGUAAAACUGAAAGUGUUUAGCAUUUGCUAUUAUUUGACAGACGCAACAAAUGAAAAGAUGUGGCUACCUUGGAGGUUGUACGUUUUAAAUGAUAACACCACUGAUAUUUAUGCAUUGUGCAACAGAUUUCUUUACGUAAAAAUUAAACACACUUUUUUUAAAAAGUAUUAGCUCCAUAAUAGUGCUUAUUUAUUUUGGUAAUCUUGUGCUUUUUGUUACUGCCUGCUAUGGAGUAUGAUUUCAAUGACAACGAUGAAGAAACAAUUUAAGCAAAAAAAACAUUUUUGUAUAAAAAGUGUUUGAAAUUACAUUUCUACAUAGAAUGAUACAUCGUGUGCUAGAAAUUAAGGCGCUGUUCUGCGACAGAUCUCCAUCCUGUAGGAGCAGUUUCCCCUAAGGUUUGGGAAAUUUUGAAAUUCUUCUUUCUUCCCUUUUACAGUGCAAUGCUGUGCAUAUGCUUUUCCUUUUUUCCCCAUUCGUUCGUGUUGUAUGGGCAUGUUGACUUGAGUUUGUUUUAUGCCUGUAUUAAUCUUUUUUCUGAAACCGUUGUUGAAACAGUGCGUCAGAAACAUUUAGUUGUACUAAAUAAAUAGCGUCCACACAUUCCACUGUUAACUAUAUUUAUUGUGUAGUCAGAAUUAACCUUUUUUUAAAUCAAAUUCUUUCGUUGCUUAGGAAAUAUUUCUAAGAGUCCAUAAAGGAUGUUGUGUCCUCUAAAAAUGAGGCUCGCCCUCCUUAUAAAAUUUUGUGUUUGGCUUGCAUCAUUUGUGACAAACUGCGCUUUAAAAUUAACGACAACCGAGUUAUGUAGAACACCAAUGAAAUUUUAAGUUUAAAAUAUAUUUAUUAUACAAAAUAUUAAUUUUAUUAUGGAAAGUGUGUUGUAUAUUUUUAUUUUAUUUUAUUUUUAGACUAUAUUUUUAGAUAUUAUUAUGAUUAUUAUUUAUAUUAAUAUA
Messenger RNA from Hydractinia symbiolongicarpus, 3692 nucleotides. RefSeq names its product coiled-coil domain-containing protein 191-like. NCBI's taxonomy places the organism in Eukaryota, Metazoa, Cnidaria, Hydrozoa, Anthoathecata, Hydractiniidae. Bases 48 to 2756 code for a protein of 902 amino acids. Gene Ontology annotation, molecular function: phosphatase binding. The transcript has 16 exons. The record is from RefSeq and is a predicted model, not a curated record.